Sorghum bicolor (sorghum) is the source of this 1657-nucleotide messenger RNA. RefSeq names its product G2/mitotic-specific cyclin C13-1. Gene Ontology annotation, biological process: regulation of cyclin-dependent protein serine/threonine kinase activity; mitotic cell cycle phase transition. Lineage: Eukaryota; Viridiplantae; Streptophyta; Magnoliopsida; Poales; Poaceae. The transcript has 8 exons. Gene Ontology annotation, molecular function: cyclin-dependent protein serine/threonine kinase regulator activity. Gene Ontology annotation, cellular component: cyclin-dependent protein kinase holoenzyme complex; nucleus; cytoplasm. The record is from RefSeq and is a predicted model, not a curated record. The coding region runs from base 111 to 1256 and encodes 381 amino acids.
CCGGCGCUUCCCUCAUCGCCCGACCCGGACCACACCCUGCAAACCCCAGCGGAAAGCCAAGGAAAUCGGAGGAACGGAUCCGCAACACCAUACCGUCCGUCGGCAGCAGCAUGAGGGUACGGAGGCGGAGACCGGAGUCGGAGGCGAUGGAGAGCAAGGAGAACUCCGUGCAUUCGGCGCCGCCUCCCAAUAGGCCGCGCGGGAAACGCAAGGCCCUGGCCGAGCUCCCCGCGUCCACCGGACCGAACACGAACCACGGCUCGGCGCCGCGGCCGUCGAAGCCGAGGACGCGGUCGGCGGCGCGGGCGGAGGCCGAGGCGGAGGAGGCGAGGAAGCGGCAGGAGGCCGAAGACGCCGCGCGCGGGGCCGACCUGGGCCGGCCGCUGGACUCGAGGCCGCCUGGCGCCGAAGCGGCGAAUGCGGCGAUCGCGCCGUACGUCGGGGACAUCGACCGGUACCUCCGGUCGCUGGAGGUUGAACCGUUGAGGAGGCCAAGCCCUGACUAUUUUCAGAAGAUCCAGAAAUACAUCUCACCCAAAAUGAGGGCUGUCCUUGUGGAUUGGUUGGUGGAGGUGGCCGAGGAUUUCAAGCUUCACGCAGAAACUCUUCACCUUGCGGUUUCCUAUGUCGACCGCUUCCUCACAACGAAUGUUGUUACCCGGGACAAGCUGCAACUGCUGGGUGUCACUGCAAUGCUCGUUGCUGCCAAGUAUGAAGAAAUUGAGUCUUCUAAGAUGAAGGUGAACAGAUACACUGAUAUCACGGAUGACACUUACACCAAGCAGCAAGUGGUAAAGAUGGAGGCUGACUUACUGAAAUCUCUUAGCUUUGAGAUUGGGGGUCCCACUGUAACAACAUUUCUACGGCAAUUCAUAGCUUCGUGUCGUGGAGGCAAUAGUAAAAGCAGAGGAAAACUUGAGUCCAUGUGCAGUUACCUUGCGGAAUUGAGCUUGCUGGAUUAUGACUGCAUAAGCUACCUACCCUCAGUAGUUGCUGCUGCCUGCCUGUUUGUAGCCAGAUUGACAAUCCACCCAAAGGCUAGUCCGUGGAACUUGACACUUCAACAAAACACGGGGUAUAAAGUCUUUGAUCUGCAGAAAUCUAUUUAUGUCAUACAUGAAUUGCAGUUGACAAUAAGGUGCCCAGACCAGCAAGCCAUCAGAGAGAAGUACAUGGACCCCAAGUUUGGGUGCGUGUCAACAAUGGCUUCACCACGAGAAAUCCCUGCAUCUUUCCUUGAAGAUUGCCACAAGUGAAGUCUGGACUCUGCAGAAUGUUUUUUUGCAAGAAUGCUGCAGGCGAUGCAGAAACUUAACUUGAUGAUAGGAUAAUUUAAAUAGGUCGGGAAUGUGCCCUGCCCAGCAUUGUCGAUUGCUGGUACUGGUCUCAGUUUCCAUCCCAUUGGCAAUGCUGUGCAUUGGUAUUUUUUUUGGUACAAUGUGCAAUUGAAGGCUUUCUGUACAGGGGUGUUAUCAGUUAGCACUAGCCCAUGCCAUGUAAAUUAUAUAACGCAAGUCAUCUUAUUUCUUAGCAUUGCCUGCAUAUUUGUACAGGGGUGUUAUCAGUUAGCACUGAUGAACAGUAUGGCGUUUGUAUUCUGAAAGGCAGUUAAGUUGGCCUACGUACUACUUCACAUUAUAGUAGUAAAACUGACAAA